Messenger RNA from Torulaspora delbrueckii, 969 nucleotides. RefSeq names its product securin (gene PDS1). The record is from RefSeq and is a predicted model, not a curated record. Gene Ontology annotation, biological process: chromosome organization. The transcript has a single exon. Gene Ontology annotation, cellular component: nucleus; cytoplasm. Bases 1 to 969 code for a protein of 322 amino acids. NCBI's taxonomy places the organism in Eukaryota, Fungi, Ascomycota, Saccharomycetes, Saccharomycetales, Saccharomycetaceae.
AUGCCUAUUAACGAGAACAAGGAGAACGAUCUGGUGCUGAAUUUGCCUGAAAGCGGCGGUGUGUCUUUUCCUCAGACGCCGGCACACUUGUUGAAGAGAAGUCAGUCUGCUAUGAUGAAACCUUCUGGAGAAGAGAACCCCUCGAAUUUGACAUACCGGGAUUGUGAUGCACCAGUGAAGAGAGCUUCUCCAUCAAGGAGAGUACAGCAGGGAAGACCACCGUUGGCUUCUAAGGAUAACAAUCGAUCCACUGGGUUUCUGCCCCAGCUACAAAAACUGCAACAGCAGCCAUCGUUAAAAAGGAACUUAAGUCAGUCGAAGAAGCGAAAUGCUAAUGUUGUAGAUGGCCAGUUGCUCACUAACCCUAGGAGGCUUAAAAAAUAUGGAUCUGUGUUGGGUUACAAUGCUCUGCCCAAGAUGAAAAGCUUGGUGCUGAAGGAUGUGGAUCAAGUAGGAGAGCAAGGAGAAGAUGAGAAUGACGAUGAGGAUGAAGACCAUAUUCUAAGAUUAAAAUUACACAACGCUAUCGAUCGAUCCGAUGAGGAAGGUGAAGAAGUUGGUGGACUAUUUGAUAAGAGUGGAUUACUACACCUAGUACGAGAUUCCAAGAAGGAUGAGGAUGAUUGGGAGGAUAGAGAAAUAGAAUAUGGACCUCAAAGGCAUGAACCCCUCCCUUAUAUACCCGAGGGCCACCUGUCACUCGCACAAGAGGAUUAUGAUAAGCUUAAAACGUUUAGGUCUCCAUAUCUCAUAGAGGAUGAUUAUUCCGAUAGCGAUGAUGAUAAGCAAGAUGGAUUUCUACAACUUGAAGAGAUCGGUAGCGCAGGAGAUGACGAAAAUAUUGAGAGAGAGAAUCUCACUGUUAAACAACGAGAAAUGUUACCGCAAUAUGACACAUUCGAGAUUCAACCUAGUUACUGUGGGGAAGGUCUAGAUGCGAGUGAUUUAAAUGAUCUUUUGAAAGAUUAA